Messenger RNA from Alligator sinensis (Chinese alligator), 1437 nucleotides. RefSeq names its product gamma-aminobutyric acid type A receptor rho1 subunit (gene GABRR1). The transcript has 10 exons. Gene Ontology annotation, cellular component: synapse; GABA-A receptor complex; neuron projection. The coding region runs from base 1 to 1437 and encodes 478 amino acids. NCBI's taxonomy places the organism in Eukaryota, Metazoa, Chordata, Crocodylia, Alligatoridae. Gene Ontology annotation, molecular function: GABA-A receptor activity; extracellular ligand-gated monoatomic ion channel activity; neurotransmitter receptor activity. The record is from RefSeq and is a predicted model, not a curated record. Gene Ontology annotation, biological process: regulation of membrane potential; monoatomic ion transmembrane transport; nervous system process.
AUGUUGACUGUCCAUAAAAUGCAGUUUAGCCUCUUCUUGCUGUUAUGGGGAUGGGUUUUGUCCACUGAAUGCAGAGCCCACUGGCAAGGAAAAGAAACACAUGAGGUAUACAAGAAGGGCAGUCGACCUCAAAGACAGAGACGGGAAGCACAUGGAGAAACACACAAGCAAGGCAGCCCCAUACUAAAACGAAGCCCUGACAUCACCAAAACUCCACUGACAAAGUCAGAACAACUUCUGAGAAUAGACGACCAUGAUUUCAGCAUGAGACCAGGUUUUGGAGGCCCUGCAAUUCCUGUUGGAAUAGAUGUACAAGUUGAAAGUUUGGAUAGUAUUUCAGAAGUUGAUAUGGACUUUACUAUGACCCUGUAUCUCAGGCACUACUGGAAAGAUGAAAGACUGUCCUUCCCAAGUACCAACAAUCAAAGCAUGACAUUUGAUGGCAGACUAGUGAAAAAGAUCUGGGUCCCUGACAUGUUCUUUGUGCAUUCCAAGCGCUCCUUUAUCCAUGAUACUACGACUGAUAAUGUCAUGCUGCGGGUCCAGCCUGAUGGAAAGGUGCUUUAUAGCCUCAGGGUCACCGUAACUGCCAUGUGCAACAUGGAUUUCAGUCGUUUCCCCCUGGAUACACAAACCUGUUCACUAGAAAUUGAAAGCUAUGCCUACACUGAAGAUGAUCUCAUGCUGUACUGGAAGACUGGGAAUGAUUCUUUAAAAACAGAUGACAGGAUAUCACUAUCUCAGUUCCUUAUACAGGAGUUCCACACCACCACAAAGCUUGCCUUUUAUAGUAGUACAGGGUGGUACAAUCGUCUGUAUAUCAACUUCACUUUACGGCGCCACAUCUUCUUCUUCUUACUCCAAACCUACUUCCCUGCCACUCUGAUGGUCAUGCUGUCCUGGGUGUCCUUCUGGAUCGAUCGCAGAGCAGUACCUGCCAGAGUCCCUUUAGGGAUAACAACGGUGCUGACCAUGUCCACCAUCAUCACUGGUGUGAAUGCCUCAAUGCCUCGUGUAUCUUACAUCAAAGCAGUGGACAUUUACCUUUGGGUCAGUUUUGUGUUCGUCUUCUUAUCAGUGCUGGAAUAUGCAGCAGUGAACUACCUUACUACAGUGCAAGAGCGGAAGGAGAGGAAGCUGCGAGACAAGCUUCCUUGUACCUGUGGAGUACCUCAACCACGGCCUAUGAUGAUGGAUGGAAACUUCAGUGAUGGGGAUGUGAAUGAACUGGGCCACUAUGUAUCCGAGAACGGUGAUAAGCAAGACAGAAUGAUGGUUCAGCUUUCACUUGGUUCUGAAAGGAGUUCGAACAGGAGGAAAAGUCCAAGAUACGUCAGCAUGCGGAUUGACACCCAUGCCAUUGACAAAUAUUCCAGGAUAAUAUUCCCGGGUGCAUACAUUGUAUUUAAUUUGAUAUACUGGUCCAUUUUUUCAUAA